UCUAAAUAUUUUAGAACAAAUUCAAGAUGGCGACUGUAGCUGGUGCCACGGUUGAUACCAUGUGGGAGCACCGGGAGGUCCGAUUUGAUAUUCUCCUACCACAAAUGAAGAUGCGCCCAGGAGAGUUAUUAUUGGAUAAACUAGACAGUAUAGAAGAUACUAAGGGAAAUGCAGGAGACAGGGGGAGGAUGCUGAUCACCAAUAUCAGAGCAAUCUGGCAUUCACAAACCAUGCCGAGAGUUAGUCUUUCAAUUGGCUACAACUGUAUUCUGAAUCUGACAACCAAAAAAGUGAACUCCAAGCUUCGAGGGAUUACUGAAGCUCUUUAUAUUCUUACAAAAUGCAACCAAAUAAUAGUAAUAAUAAGGUUUGAGUUUAUAUUUACCAACCUUGUACCUGGGAAUGCUCGCCUAUUCACAUCAUUGAUCGGAGUUUACAGGGCAUUUAACUCCAGUAAGAUGUAUAGAGAGCUAAAACUUAGAGGAGCCAUUCUUGAGGACUCAGCUCUUAAACUUCUUCCUUUAGAAGAGAUAGUCUCAACUAUAAAUGGAGUUUGGAAUCUUUCCAGUGACCAGGGAAACCUAGGGACGAUGAUUGUAACGAAUGUUCGAAUUGUCUGGUUUGCGAACUUGAACGAUCUUUUCAACAUCUCUAUUCCAUACAUUCAGAUUGCUUCGGUUCGUCAGAGAGAAUCCAAGUUUGGAACUGCUCUAGUCAUUGAAAGCUCGGAGUUAAGUGGAGGCUAUAUUUUAGGAUUUAGGAUUGACCCUGGGGAGAAGUUAGUUAGUAUUCAGAAGGAAAUAUCUUCUCUUCUAGUUUUGUACUCAGCAACUCCAAUAUUCGGAGUUGAAUAUGUUUCCCAGGAUGAACCAUUGAAGGAGGAGGACUUAAUCCCAGUGGUUGACAACAUGGAUGAGAUCAACGAAAUUGAUGAAUAUAACGAGGAAACUAACGAUGCAUUUGCUGCGUAUCUUGCUGAAGGAUCUCAGAAGGAUCGUGAAGUUGUUUUCUCUAGAGAGCUAGGCCUAGCUAUAGAGAAGUUGAAGGAUGGGUUUACCCUGGAAAGCUUGUGGUCUGUGUUACCCCCAGAACCGAACAAGAAGCAUCUGCUAGACUAAAAAUGACCGUUCAGCGUUUAAUGUUAUAGAAAUACAUCGUUUUCAUCAUUGCACACAACAUAAUACAUGAACAAAAUAGAUUUGAUUACCUCGAGAUUAUAGUUAUAUGAACAAAUAAAGAGAAAGCUAGUAAAUUAUA
Molecule: messenger RNA, 1257 nt
Organism: Eurytemora carolleeae
Lineage: Eukaryota; Metazoa; Arthropoda; Copepoda; Calanoida; Temoridae
Gene: BBS5
Product: Bardet-Biedl syndrome 5 protein homolog
Biological process (GO): cilium assembly; intracellular transport
Cellular component (GO): BBSome; ciliary basal body
Molecular function (GO): phosphatidylinositol-3-phosphate binding
Source: RefSeq, a predicted model, not a curated record